CAUUGUGAUGAAUUCUCCCGAGCAGGUCGCCCUUCAAGAGGCUGUCAAAAGGGACAUGAUUGAGCGUGGAUGGCAAGCUGAGGAUGAUCCAGCCACAUUGUCUGAAUAUGCCGUAAUCAUGCUCAUUAACGGCAAGCCAGAAGAUCAGGUCGACGCUGAACUGAGCGAAAUUAUUCCCGACUACGACUUCGGGUUCAGCAAGUGGCUUUUCGCAGAAGCAGAGCGCAUUGCCUCUGGCAUAGAGAGCGCUACUCCAGCGCCCCCAGCACCCGCAUCUCCUAUUCAUCGCCCAAUCUCGCCUCCCCAAUCUCCCCCUCAAGACUCACCCAACGGCCCCUCCCUCAAGCGUCAACGGUCAAGCUCUCCAACAGGCGCAAACAAGGCGCCCCGCACAAGUGACGCACCGCUUGCACCACGCGCGAUGAGGGAUCGUCCGCUUCGUGGCAGAGGAAGGGAAAGGUCUUUGUUGGAGCGGAUGGGUCCUCGUCCUCAACAAAAGAAUGACGAGAUCCAGGCACGGAUCGAUGCCAUCACUGGUGGCAACCCUGGCCUCGUUCCACAACAGCCAGGAUGGCAAGGAGCGCCCAUGCCUAUGGGCCCUGGGUCGCAGGACAUGGCCGCGAUGGAGAUGCAGAAGCAGUGGCAGGAUAUGAUGGCGAUGCAGAUGGCAAUGAUGCAACAAAUGGCUAUGAUGAAUGGAGGCAUGCCGUUCAUGCCAGGUGGAGUUGUAAACCCGAAUAUGCAAGCAACGCCCCAGAGGGCCGAUAAUCAACGUGGGCGUGGCCGGGGAAGAGGCCGCGGAGGGAGCACGCAGGCUGGGCAAACGAGGAACGACCUCGUCGAAACUCCGGCUCUUGCCCCACCUGUAGCACCAACACCAGCUCCUGUUGUCGCACCGGCACCCGCCCCUGCUUUGAAGCCCACCCCUGCACCUGUAUCACCCGCAACUCUAACAACGAUCCCCGGAACUCUGUGCAAAUUUGGCUUGAAAUGUACUAACCCGAUGUGCCACUACGCACAUCCCUCACCUGUUGCGACGGUCGAGAGCGGUUUGGUGCUCAGUGAAGAGAUCUGCCCCGAUGGCAAAAACUGCAAAAACCCAGAGUGCGUGAGGGUGCAUCCUAGUCCUGCCAACGCAGAGUCUAAAGCGAUUGCCCCGGCGCCUGCGGUAUUCCAAGGCAUCAUGUGCCGCUUUGGCGCCAACUGCACACGGCCGGACUGUGUAUUUGCGCAUCCGUGGAACAAAGCCGCUCAGUCGAAUACUCCUUGCCGGUAUGGGAUCGCCUGCACCAGAGCUGACUGUGUGUUCUCCCAUCCACAGGGCCGCUCACUUCCGUCUGCCUUCCACAAGGGACUCGAUAACACUACAACCCCAUCCAAGCUCAAUGGUGCUGCCGCACCGUUCGUGAGCAAGAACAUCACACAAACAUUCAACACUCCGUCUGUCGCUCCUCCGGCUACUGAGGUUGUUUCUGGUACUGCUGGCUCCGCUGGCGCUGCUGUUCCGACUCUUGGGAAGCCUGUCGACCCACCACAAGAAACGGCUGCCAAAGUUGAGACCGCGGCUUGAGCCACAACCCAUGCGAUAGGGCAACAGACAAACAUCAGCGUCUCUUCUUUCUUUUUCUCUCCUUAGUAAUCUCAGUUUCUCAUCGUUGUACACUCCAUUACAAUAUUUUACAGAUGGCACAAAAUGGUAUAUACAAGAGGGCCAAGCG
Messenger RNA from Dacryopinax primogenitus, 1718 nucleotides. RefSeq lists its product as uncharacterized. Gene Ontology annotation, molecular function: poly(A) binding. The coding region runs from base 8 to 1570 and encodes 520 amino acids. The transcript has 7 exons. The record is from RefSeq and is a predicted model, not a curated record. Lineage: Eukaryota; Fungi; Basidiomycota; Dacrymycetes; Dacrymycetales; Dacrymycetaceae. Gene Ontology annotation, biological process: regulation of mRNA stability. Gene Ontology annotation, cellular component: cytoplasm; nucleus.